This is a messenger RNA of Helobdella robusta, 360 nucleotides long. RefSeq lists its product as hypothetical. The record is from RefSeq and is a predicted model, not a curated record. The transcript has 2 exons. The coding region runs from base 1 to 360 and encodes 119 amino acids. Lineage: Eukaryota; Metazoa; Annelida; Clitellata; Rhynchobdellida; Glossiphoniidae.
AUGUCACCCAAAAAGUUGGACAUGCUAGCGUUCAUCCCCAUCUCCUUGAAGUUCUUGGUUACUGCUUCCAAGUCCUUGCCAAGUUUUAAUUCAUUUUCACCGUACAAAAACUCGUUUGGUUUGAAAACCUGCGCUGUAGAUGUGGCAGACGAGCAGUUUGUUUUUUCAUAUGAUUCGCGCGUGAAAUGUGUAGCGAUGUGUUCUGCGGUGGUUGGUUGCGUCGGCUGCAACUACCACCUCGACAGAAGAGUCUGUCAACUCUUCAAAAAUCGAACCAAACUUGGUCAAGUGCAUGAUGCUGCAGGCCUGUGCACUUUCCACGAAAAAUCAGGCAACCAACUUCUACAUGACGGUAACUAA